Silurus meridionalis is the source of this 4458-nucleotide messenger RNA. It is a transcript of the gene cacna2d3, whose product is annotated as calcium channel, voltage dependent, alpha2/delta subunit 3. Gene Ontology annotation, molecular function: voltage-gated calcium channel activity. Gene Ontology annotation, cellular component: voltage-gated calcium channel complex. The record is from RefSeq and is a predicted model, not a curated record. Bases 250 to 3510 code for a protein of 1086 amino acids. Lineage: Eukaryota; Metazoa; Chordata; Actinopteri; Siluriformes; Siluridae. The transcript has 38 exons.
GCCGGUGUGAGCGCUGCUGUGGAGGGACGGAGAGCCGGUGUGUGAGCGCUGCUGUGGAGUGGGACGGAGAGCCGGUGUGUGAGCGCUGCUGUGGAGUGGGAAGGAGAGCCGGUGAGCCGGUGUGUGAGCGCUGAGGAGGAGUGGGAAGGAGAGCCGGUGAGCCGGUGUGUGAGCGCUGAGGAACGGGGAGAAAGGUGCGGAUAGAGAGAGAGAGAAAGAAAGAGAAAAAAGCGACGGAGCGGUGAAAAGAUGCGGCGGCGGCUGCAGAGCGCUGUGGAGUUGCGCGUGCGCUUGGUUCUGUUCUGGCUCGCGCUGGGCUCGGCGGUGGCGGCGCGCGGAUCACAGCACGGGAUUCCACUCGGAGUAGUUAAACUGUGGGCUUCAGCAUUCGGUGGUGAAAUCAAAUCCAUCGCCACUAAAUACUCCGGUUCACAACUACUGCAGAAGAAAUGUAAGGAGUACGAGCGCACAGUUCAGACAGAGGAAGCAGAUGGAGCCAAGCUGGUGCAGAGCAUCUCUGAGAAAAUGGCUGAAAUGUUCCGCAGCAAAUCUCAAGCCGCACAGAGGCUGGUGGAGGCGGCGGAGGAGGCGCAUUUACAGCACGAGGAGAAUCCCGAGCUGCAGUAUGAGUACUUCAACGCGGUCCUAAUAAACGAAGUGGAUGAGGAUGGGAACAGCGUGGAGCUGGGAGGGGAGUUCAUCUUGGAGCCAAACGAUCACUUUAACAACCUGUCAGUAAACCUCAGUCUGAGCGUAGUGCAGGUCCCUACCAACAUGUACAACAAAGAUCCUGAUAUAGUGAAUGGUGUGUAUUGGUCUGAGGCUCUGAAUAAAGUGUUUGUGGAUAAUUUCGAGAAGGACCCUUCACUCAUCUGGCAGUAUUUUGGAAGUGCUAAAGGAUUUUUCAGACAAUACCCUGGAGUGAAGUGGCAUCCUGAUGAGCACGGAGUCAUCUCAUUCGACUGCCGCAACAGAAAAUGGUACAUCCAGGCAGCUACGUCUCCGAAGGAUGUGGUGAUUCUAGUGGACGUUAGUGGAAGUAUGAAGGGUCUCCGACUUACCAUCGCCCGGCAGACUGUGUCCUCCAUCCUGGACACGCUGGGAGACGAUGACUUCUUCAACAUCAUUGCUUACAAUCAGGAGAUUCAUUAUGUGGAACCGUGUUUGAAUGGAACUCUGGUGCAGGCUGACAAAACCAAUAAAGAUCAUUUCCGAUCUCAUCUGGACCGACUGUUUGCGAAAGGUCUCGGGCUGCUGGGAGACGCUCUGACUGAAGCCUUCACCAUUCUCAGUGAGUUUAACCAAGCAGGCCGUGGGAGUGAGUGCAGCCAGGCCAUAAUGCUCGUGACGGACGGAGCCACUGAAAUGUAUGAUGACGUUUUUGAAAAGUACAACUGGCCCGAGCGGAAGGUGCGCAUUUUCCCCUAUCUGAUUGGACGAGAAUCAGCUUUUGCAGAUAACCUUAAAUGGAUGGCAUGCGCCAACAAAGGCUAUUUUAGUCAGAUCUCCACCCUGGCCGAUGUUCAGGAGAAUGUAAUAAGGUACCUUCAUGUCAUGAGUCGUCCAAAAGUCAUCGACCACAAGCACGACACGGUGUGGACUGAGGCCUACGUGGACCAAGCGCUCGCUCAGGCUCAUAAGCUUUCUGCACGCCACGGGCCAAAUCCCAUGACCACGGUGGCCAUGCCUGUGUUCAGCACAAAGAAUGAGACGAAAAAUCAGGGCAUUCUCCUGGGUGUAGUGGGAAUAGACAUUCCUAUUCAAGACCUGAUGAAAACUGUCCCGAAACACAAGCUGGGAAUUCACGGUUAUGCAUUUGCCGUCACCAAUAACGGCUACAUCCUCAUGCAUCCAGACCUCCGACAUCUGUACCAGAACGGUCAGAAGAGACGGAAGGCCCAGUACAGCAGUGUUGACCUGUCCGAGGUGGAGUGGGAAGACUCUGACAAUUAUCUCAGGAACGCCAUGGUGAACAGAAAAACCGGUACCUUCUCCAUGGAUGUGAAGAGGACGGUGGAUAAUGGGAAACGAGUUCUAUCAAUGCACAACGAUUAUUACUUCACCGACAUUGAAGGAACUCCAUACAGUAUUGGAGUGGCUUUGUCUCAAGGCCAUGGGAAGCAGUUCUUUAAGGGAAAUGUUUCACUGGAAGCGGGUCUGCGUGAUCUGGAUCAGCCGGGUGUGGCUCUGGCAAAUGAGUGGACGUACUGCAACACCGACGAGCAUCACGAGCACCGCUACCUCUCGCAGGUUCAGGCCAUCAAACUCUACCUGACUGGCCGCAAACCACAUCUCAAGUGUGACAGGGAGCUGAUCCAGCAGGUUCUGUUCGAUGCCGUGAUCACAGCCCCGCUCAAGACAUACUGGACUGGCCUUGCUCUCAACAAGUCAGAGAAUCCUGAUAAAGGAGUGGAGAUCGCUUUCCUCGGCACUCGCACUGGUCUCUCCAGAACCAACCUGUUUGUUGUCCCAGAGCAGCUGACCAAUCAGAAUCUGCUGAGGGGGGAGGAUAACGAGGGCGUCUUUAAUGCGGAUCACUUUCCCCUGUGGUAUAAGAGAGCGGCUGAGCAAGUACCCGGAACAUUUGUCUACUCCAUUCCUUUUAGUGCAGCACAGGAUAAUAAAAGUGUGGUAUUAGCCAGCACUGCUAUCCAGCUCCAGGAUGACAGGAAGUCUCCUAUAGUGGCCUCUGUUGGGAUUCAGAUGAAACUGGAAUUCUUUCAGAGGAAGUUUUGGACAGCGAGUCGACAGUGUAACGCCCUGGACGGGAAAUGCAGCAUCAGCUGUGACAAUGAGGAUAUUAAAUGCUACCUUAUUGACAACAACGGCAUCAUCCUGGUGUCUGAGGAUCAUUCUCAGACGAGGUUGUUCUUUGGAGAGGUGGAGGGGGCCGUCAUGAACAAACUGCUCCUGAUGGGGUCUUUUAAACGGAUUACUCUGUAUGAUUAUCAGGCUCUGUGUAAGGAGUAUGUAGGCAGCAGUGACAGUGCACGCACUUUACUGAAUCCAUUCUCUGCUGUGAAGUGGCUCAUCAGUGAAAUUAUCCUAUUCCUGCUAGAGUUUAACCUCUACAGCUGGUGGAGUUGGGACUCGAGUGCAAAAGCUGACAGGGUGCACAGGAGGGCGAUGAUGGUGCCAUGUGAUAUGGAGUAUCCGGUGUUUGUCUCUGAGCGCACCAUCAAAGAGACGGCUGGCAGCAUCGACUGUGACGGAUGUGUCAGGACGUUUGUGAUACAGCAGAUCCCCAGCAGUAACCUCUUCAUGGUCGUUGUAGAGAACAAGUGUGACUGUAGCUCUACCCCUCCAGUUUCCAUGGAGCCCGUCGAGAUUAUUUACAACGAGUCCCUGAAGUGUGAGAUGCUAAAAUUUCAGAAGGAUCGUAAACGUCCUGAUUCCUGUCACCCCUUCCAUUCUGAGGAAAACGCCAUGGAGUGUGGCUCAGCCGCGGGCCUUACUCCCACGCUAACUGCCGCUCUGAUUCCCCUCCUGAUCAUCCUUAUUUCCAGGUAACGCCUGAUGUGACCUUCAACCUUCCAGCCAUUCAAAAGGAUCAUCCUCGCUAACAGCUAAUGCUAAAUGGGGGGGUGAAAACUAAAACAACAGUUCAAAUGCAGCUUGCUGACAAACAAUAAAACUUAUUUUUAGGACUUAAGAAAAUUAAACCUGCUGACACUUUAAAGGUUCAGUGACCUUUAUAUGACCUUUGAGAAAAGUCUGGCUGUAAGGGGAGUGUUGGGGAAAAAGUGUCAUGACCCAUAUGCUAGGAGGGCCUUUCUAAGACUUCAUUCUAAUGAGUUCUUGAGAAAAAUCCAGUUGGUAUAUUGUGUGUGUGUGUGUGUGUGAAUAGACGUUGCUUUUAAUAAAUCCGAACUAGCCCUGUGCUGUGGCAGCCAUUUUGCUAGCUAGCAGCCUGCUGCCAAAUUAGCAGUUUAUAAGCAGCACAAGGACGCUAAACAUGGCUAACUUUCUGCUGUAUUACAUGACCCAUUUAUUUGAAUUUUAGAUUUAGGUGUAAACGGUUUCUAAGCAUUACAUAUAAUGUAUGCUGACGGUAAAGGACUCGCAGCUGAAGGAUGCCUUUUGUUUGCUCUGGUUUGGGAUAAGAAUAAUAAUAUGUACUUGUGAAUUUGUGAAAUAGCGCUUGGGACACGACCGUGUGGAGGUUUUGUUCUGAAUCUGAGCCAUGAUUCCCGGGUCAUGUGGGACACGAGCACGCUUAUAACGAAUCACUGCUUUUUGUAAAUUCUUUCCAAAUUUAAUUAUCCACUGUUUCUGGGCAACUGGAAAAAAAAAGUCGGAUUCAUUCCCAUUCGUCUGCCCGUGAAAAUAUUUUAUUUGAUUAAUUGAAAUAAACAUGCAUGAAGUGAGAAAACUGUAUGGGAUAUCCUACAGAACAAUGAUUUUUAAUUAUGAUGAAUUGCACAAGAAUGCCUGCGUUAAAUAAAAAACUAAAGAAAA